Sander lucioperca (pikeperch) is the source of this 2519-nucleotide messenger RNA. RefSeq names its product RRN3 homolog, RNA polymerase I transcription factor (gene rrn3). Gene Ontology annotation, cellular component: nucleus. Gene Ontology annotation, biological process: transcription initiation at RNA polymerase I promoter. The record is from RefSeq and is a predicted model, not a curated record. Gene Ontology annotation, molecular function: RNA polymerase I general transcription initiation factor activity; RNA polymerase I core binding. The coding region runs from base 278 to 2107 and encodes 609 amino acids. The transcript has 17 exons. Lineage: Eukaryota; Metazoa; Chordata; Actinopteri; Perciformes; Percidae.
CGGCACCGGUGUCCUGUGUUCACUUCCGUAAACAAGUGGUUUAAUUCCGGUCGUGAACACAUGCGCUAGUCGGGUAGUUCUUUUUCAAAACACUGUAAUAACUGUACAAAAGACAUUCAAAUUGUCCUUAAACCUUCGACUAUUAAUUAGCAUACCGAAUACAGAUGAAACCAUUUCGUCUUUUCCUCUUGAGCUGGAUCUUCUAGCGUAAAGACAGCUAACGUUAGCGUAGCCAAACAAGCGUUAACGUUACUUUUUCUCAUGAGUGCAGGGAAACAUGGAGAUAGACGCUCGGGACUUUUUGAACUCUCCUCCGGUUAAGACCGUCAGAUUUGGAGGCAGCGUUGCGGACACGUUAGCUAAACACAAACAGGGAGACUCGAGUGACUACGAGCUGCUGAAACAUCAGCUGGCUGAUCCUGAUAUAAGGGAUGCUCAGAUCAUCAACUGGUUACAAGAGUUUCGGAAUUCUGUGACCCAGCUGACCAAGGACCAUGAACAGCUCAUCUACACUAUCUUGAGGCUUCCGUGGGUGGGCCGGAGCCCGGCUGUGGUGGAGGAGUACAUGGCCUUCCUGGGGAACUUGGUCUCAGCCCAGACUGUGUACCUGUGCGCCUGCCUCAGGAUGGUCGUCUCCCACUUCACUCCCAAGAGAGUGACCAUCUGUGAAGCGGGGGUGGAUAUCUCUGAUUCAGAUGACGAAGAUGAAAACCUCCCCAGAAACUUUGAUCAGUGUCACCAGGCGCUGCAGCUCAUCACCAGAUACGUCCCAUCCACGAGUCGCUUUCUGAUGCCCAUUCUACACGAGAACUUCCCCUUUAUACAGAAAUCCUCCAGAACACUGGAGUGUUACGUCCACAACGUCCUGAGGGUGACCGUGUACAUGCCGUCAAUUCGACGAGACGUGCUGGAGUUGAUCAUCGGAAAGAUGCUCAAACUGGAUGUGAGUGCGUCCCGUUCAGACAUCGAGGAGGCAGAAGAGAACGCGGUGCAGAACCAGCGGGCGGAGGAACCGACUGAGGAAGGACUCUUUGACAUGGACGAGGACAUGUCGGCAGAUGGUCCCUGUAGGACGACCGUGAUGGCCCACCCGGUGGCUGACAGGCUGGACACUCUCAUGGCGGUUCUGAUGGCUUAUAUCAAGGACUUCUGCCAUGUCAAUGGCUCUCUUAGUGUGGAAAGGACUAAGGAUCUGUACAGAGAUUUGUUGAGCGUGUUUGACAAGCUCAUUCUGCCAACACAUGCUUCCUGCCAUGUCCAGUACACACUCUUUUACCUCUGCAGCUUCAGAGUGGCGUUGGCCGAGGCCUUCUUGGAUCACCUGUGGAAGAUCCUGCAGAGUCCGUCUCAGCCUGCUGUCCUCCGCCAGGCUGCUGCCGGAUACCUGGGGAGCUUCCUGGCCCGGGCCAAGUUCAUCCCUGUGCUCACUGUGCGGGGCUGUCUGGACCUGCUGAUCUCCUGGACCCAUCGCUACAUUGACAGCCAGGACAGCAGCGGCAGGCAGGCCUGCUGCGACAUCAGCCUGCACGGGCCCUUCUACACCGCCUGCCAGGCCAUCUUCUACACACUCAUCUUCAGACACAGAGCCAUGCUGGAGGGCAACAUGAAGAAAGGUCUGGAGUACCUGCAGAGUCUGAACCUGGAGCGGCUGGUGAUGUGUCAGCUGAACCCCCUCAAAGUGUGCCUGCCUGCAGUCACCAGCAUGUUUGCUGCCAUCACCAGGACGUAUCAGGUGGUGUUCUGCUACACCAUCAUAGAGAGGAACAACCGCCACGUGCUGCCGGUGGUCCGCAGCUCUGCCGGGGGGGACAGCGUGACCACCAACACCAACCCUCUGGACAGCUUCUUCCCCUUCGACCCCUACCUGCUCAGGAGGUCCGGUCAUCUGAUUGAGCCUCUGUACCAGGUCUGGGAGGAACUAUCGGAUGCAGAGCAGCUUCCCACCAAAACAGGACAACAGGGCUCGCGGGAGGACGAGGACGACUUCCUGUGUGGGGAGACGCCCCAGACCGAGGGCAUUGUGGGAAUGACACCCAGCUCCUACGACUCAAGCCUCCGCAGCCCGAGCGGCAUGGGUUCCCCCCCCAUCGGCUUCCAGAGACCCUGAUCAUGCACAUUACAUUUCAUUUCUAAAGAUUCAGACACAAACUGGAGAACACACGAGCCAGUCACACUUGAAGAGCUGUGACGGAUCUAUUCAUCCAACAACAGUCAUCUGUGUUAAUAAUGAAUGUAAAAAUUCAGUGUUUUAUUUUCGGGGAAUUAUAGGUUUACGCAAUCAAGACUGAACUUUUUCAAGUUAUGAUCAGUCACAGUUCAGGCCAUGUUGGCGUGUGCAAAAUCUGUGCAGAAACUCAACAAUGGAAGCAACAGUAUCAGUGAGAGACUCCAUAUGUUCAGAGGACUCUACAUAGACUGGUGCAGCAUUAGUCUCUUUGUUCUGCAUGGGAGAGCUCAGUUUGAAUUGAGCUUGAUAAGUUGUUAUAUAGUGUGUGCAGUAAAAUACUGUUUUGAGGCAA